GUCACUGUGCUGAUAAGACAUGUGAUAAAAGUGAUGGCACCUGUGAUGAUGGAUGUGAAAUUGGAUAUAAUAGCCACACGUGUGAUCAAAGUGAGUAGUAAGAAACACAAUAUAUGCAAUAAGAUUUUGCCCUUUUAAAAUUAAGCGCCACUAUUAUCAACAGUUUGAGAUUUCUAAACAUAUAUUUUUAACACGCACACAGCUUAACUAGAGUGAAACUGUAGGGCUAUUUAUUAAACCAUAUUGUUAGAAGAAAUAUAUUGGAGUUUUUUUUUUGUUCGCAUUAAUCAUUAGUAGAUUCAGAUUAAAUAACACCAAUAAGCUUAAAAGAGAGGGAUUAUUUUAGAGAAAAAGUUGCACUUUUGGAGUUGAGAUAAGGUGGUGAAAUUUAGAGCAUCUUCAGCUAAAGACGUAAUGGGGAAAGAUAUGACCUCUACAAAUAAGGACAGUGUGAGAAAAAGUUGCACUUUUGGAGUUGAGAUAAGGUGGUGAAAUUUAGAACAUCUUUAGCUAAAGACGUAAUGGGGAAAGAUAUGACCUCUACAAAUAAGGACAGUGUUGGGGGGGGGGAAUUUACGACAUCGACAGCUAAGUACACGAAGGGGAGAAGGGAUGGUUGAUCUAGGAAGAGAGAAGUUUGAUGUCAAAAUAUUUAUAUGACCUUUACAGAAACUGGGUUAAAUAAAUGGUGUUUUUGAAUCAAAUAAUUAUUUUCAUUAAACCUCUUUCCUCCGUACACACAACAAGGCAGGAUCUGACAAUGACAGGCUAAUAUUAAUAUUUACACAAUCUGUCAAUCAAUUUACAACUUAAUCAUAAAACUGCUUUUAUACAUAAAAAUGCUUCUUAUAAGCCACUCCGACCCACACAAGAAGCAGACUGCAAUGCUUUUAUUGUUACGUCAAUGAAAGUAACCUAUCGUUUUGAAAUUACACUUAAGUAAAAAGCACACGAAUUUUAUUUCUUUUAACAUUUUGGUUAUAAUUUUGUUGACAAAAUAUUCAUAAAACUAUCUUUUAAUAUAUAAACUUGUUCUUUUUAUAAGAAAAACUAGCGAGUACCCGGCAUGCGCCGCAAUGUCUCUCAAAGACAGAAAGUGUUCGCAUUUUAACUAUGUUUUAACUAUGUUUCUUGAAGAGCUUUUGAAUACAAAAUGUUUUGUUUUGGUUUUCCGUCUGGUGCAUACACAAAUAAAUCACAAGGUUUUCUAACGAAAAUUUGGUACGUUGACUCCAUACGAGAUAAACCAGAACCACAAUUUUACGUAACUUCAAUGUCUUUUUUCCUGUUUUUUUUUUACAUUUUACAAGUCAGAUCCUUUCAAUUCUUCUUUAUUUUGUUUCUGUCUGUUUUUUUUUCACACACUUCCAUUUGUUCCCAUUUUUAGGUGGAAUAUAUGUAGAAAUAUAUUAUGUAAAAUUAAUGUAUAAUUAUUUUUAAAAAAAUUUGUGUUUUACUAAUGAAGGCAUGUGCCAAAACGUAUUAUGGACAAUUAUUAUCAAAGCUUAACUAAUAUUGUUAUAUUGACAUAAACUGUACGUGUGUUUUUAAUCUGUCCAUCGGAAAAGCAUAUUUUUUCCAAAUUUAGUCCGAAAACGUGUCGUGAUUGUCCCUGUGCCUUAUUGAUGGUAAUUGCUAAUGCGAGUGACACUGGAAAGUGAAGACGUUUGAAUUCAAAUGGCACAUCUUGUGGAAUCAUUGGGAUGCUUGGCAACAGUACAUCUUCUACUUUCAAUUGUACUUUAAAACAGUAGCUGCAAUGAUAUUGUUCAUCAUUGUUUCUAUUGAAAGCUUGGUACCGUUGCAAAGUCGUGGUGGAUUCAUGUUUCGUGAAAGUAUGAUAGGCACGCCAAUAUUCAGUGUUAAAUCUUGCGACAGAUUGCCUUGCAAGACAAGUGAAUUGAAGAAUUCUGUUGGAUAAUUGAUGGAUUUAUACGAUGGCGUUUCGUCGGGGGAUUUCACUUUGAACGCUUAAGUUGAUGACAUUGACAGCGUUGUUUUUGGCUGCUAAUAUACCACGUGUACUGAGCCAUUUCUUUAUGUAUGUAAAUUUGUGCACUGUUGGGAAACAUUUUAUGAAAUAUUUCGUCGAUGAUUGGCGUAAAUGUACAGAGGGUUGUGUGCGGUGUAAACCAUUGUGUGUAUUCAUUGAUUACCAUUUUUUCAUUCCCAAUGUCCAAGAAUUUUUUUGCAAAACGUUCAGCGGAUGCAUCAUUGUGUAGUUUUACACGCAUAUUGGUUUUCUGUACAUGUCACCAUAAAACUGAUGAUUUGAGACAUGCAUUGAAUUCAUCAGCAGCUGUUAAACGUGGUCUAACUGGUAGAGUUUGUCGAAAAUAAUCAGAAGAUAAAAUAAGUGCGCCACCGAAAAGCUGUUAAUUUCCUCUUAAAUCAUUUAGUGUAAGAAGGAACGCUUCCAUAGUGCAUUAGUCCCAUAUAAUGAGUUGACAUGAUUGGAGAACUUUACAAAUUCCAGAAUUUCUGUUUAUAUUGCAUGUUGGUGUCUCAGUGAUUUGCAUAUUCAUCGGCACUUUCAAUGCUGAAAGCGCUGUUCAGCCACCAUCCAAAAGAGUUGCAGCAAUUCAAGAUGAUGCGAUUGCAAGUGCAAUAUUUUUUAGUGAUCGUAUGGUUGCCAAAUAAGUGAAAUUAGGGAAGUUUUGACCGUGCCUCCGAGCGCAUCUAGGAUAUAUAAUCCACUGCUUUGACUGGUAAUUGCAUGCAUAAGUCUGUCAUACAGACUGAGUAGUUCGGGGGAACGAAAAUCGAAAGAUUCAUUUGAACAAAUGUACCUAAUUCUUCUAUUUAAACGUGCGGUUCUCGUUGCAAAUCACGAUGGAAAGGUUGUUUGCAGAUUGAUUCGGAGAAUUCAUUCCCAACUCUACAAGUGCUUUGUUAGAGAUUGCCAAACAUAUGUCAUAAAUCAAAACCGAUGCCUCGUUAUACACGUUUGGUGUAAAUUUAAUGUUCGGAUUUUGAUUCGUUGCACGCAAACAAUGCAGGAUGUCUUCACUAAUGUAGUCUUUAUAUUUCUCCCAAAGAUCUUUCGGAUUGGAUGGGAUGUACGUUGUCAAUAUGAUUGUGAACACAAGGCUUAUUUUCUGUGGUUGAGGAACAUUCGAUGCAUCAGAGAGCGAAGUGUCCCGAUGAGCAUCGUUUCCCAGAAGUUUUAAUUCUUGGCAAGCUUCACGAUAAGUGGAUAAUACUUCAACGUUUACCGUUCUCAUUUCUUGGAAGGAUUUUGGUCCACGUACCUUGAUUACAGUAACUGCAAGUAAAAUCAUUCUGCAUUGUUUGGGUUAACAGUGUACAGACGGCCUAAUGUGUCGGCAAAAUAUAAAUUGUGGUGUUCUUCAAAUGCUUUAACUUGUUUGCGACGUUGAAAGCUUUUCUCUGAUGUAUUACAUGUGUAAUAUGUUGACACUUGAGAGUAAAGUAGCGUCUUUGCAAAAAAUAUUAUUCCCGCACAAUGAGAAAAAUGCAUUUAAUGUUUUUAUCGGAGGUUACACUGCUCUUACACGAGCAUUUUCUGUUGUGAAGUACAUCGCUGUCCGUUUUCAAGGUGCACUGCUGAAUGAGCAGCUGUUGAAUGGCGUUCAUGGAUUGAAAAUGAUAAAAUGCGCCGUACUGCUUCAUUGCUGAUAAUGUAGCGUCCAAGUUGAUUAUUGUAGACUUUAUAUGAUUGAUCCAGUUAUUUUUUCCACUUCAAAAACUGCCACAUCGCUUCCUUUGAUAACAUAUUUGCAAACGAGCGUGAUCAAUUUUACAGAAUUGCAAUACUCGACAUUGAUGUGUGCUUUGAAAGUUUUCGAGAGUAGCGCUAAAUACGGUACAACCCAACGAUUAUCGACUUCAACAUUACUGUUUCGUACUUUUUAUAGUGAGUGAUUUACCACCAUCAUCAGUUGAUCGUCGACGAUACAGUGGAUAGGCAUCAUUGCCUGUGAUAGUCUCCGUAAUUAAAUCUCUUGGGUAUCGUUUUGUACAUUUCCCAUCAGACAUGCAUGGUGAAUUUUCUUUGCGUAAGCCACAUGGACCGUAAAUAUUGUUUUUGGUGACGAUUUCUAAUAAGUAUUGAUCAAUGUGUCACCUGAUAGAAACGUUGAUAAUGGUUCGGGCAGAACAUGUAAUUCUGGCAAUUUCACUUUCCCAUCAGCACAGCAAAUUUACAAAUGCUUCAUUCUUCAAUUUGAGGGCACUGCAUUACAAGCAUUGCAAAUUUAUACUGUUUGAAAUUAUAGUUAUAUAUCAUAUAUAGGAAAAAACAAGCAUAGGGCCCUUGGCUAAAAACGGAAUAUUCUCAAAUUGUUAUAAUAAUUUAAGAAACAUUUGCGGGCGUGCGUACACAAUCUCUCUAACUUUUAUCCCAUUCUAAUAAAUGGUAGAGGAGCGCAUACCGAAUUAUUAUUAUUAUUUUUUUUACAAAGCUGGAAUAUGGAGAAAAAAAACGAAAUUGGGGCCAACUGCGCAAAACGGAAUAUUUUAGAAUGGUCGUUAGUCUGGAAGACUACAGGGGAAAAACCACAGUUGUCCAAUUUUACACAUUUUCGCGUUUGCGUCCCUUUCAUCGAGUACUGGUGCUUAACUAUGACCUCUGAAAAUAUACAAGCGAAAACCCACCGUAGUCACCCGUUAUUGAGGUAUUUAAAAAUAGGCUACAAUGGAAUAACAACCGAUGUCCAAUGUUUACAAAGGAAAAGUCACAGCUGUCCAAGUUAUUUUGGUACAAACCAAUGAGAAUCUAGAGAAAAGUCACGUGACCGGCUAGCAACAUUGCAAACAACAAACAUGGCGGAUGUUGUAGAUAAACCGAUCGUCACAGAUAAGCCGAAGAAAAAACAAGUUACUGGACGAAAAAGAGAGUUUUCUCGAGAUGAGAAGUUAAGAAAUCAUGUUACAGGGCCACCUUGUAACUGUAAGGUGCUAAAAUGCUUCCAGAUUACUACCGAAGAUGACAGGUCAAAGAUGAUUUCCCAUUUCAAUUCGUUGAAAACAAAAGAUGAGCAGGAUGCAUUCCUUGCCUCGCUCAUUUCAGUUCAUUCAGUUCAGCGUCGCCGUAGCAGAAAGGAAGAGCCAACAGAGGCAGAAUUUCACAACCAUUCUUAUAAAUACCAUAUGAAUAUUGUUAGAGAUGGUAGAUGCACUCGAAUUGAUGUGUGUGUCAAGGGAUUUAUAUCUAUAUUUGAUGUGACAGAAAACCGUGUCAGGAGAAUCAGGGAAAGCCUAGCAGCCACAGGUGGGUUAACUGAUUUUGUUUUAAUUUAAACCAACCACUUUUUAUUAAUGGAAAGUAUGUAAAGACUUUCUUUAAUAAAUGAUAAUCAUUUUUGAUAUUACUGAUAUAGAACAAAAGAAGCCACUGCCACUAUGUUAAAGUUAAGCCUUUAACUUAAAACUAAAACUUAGUAAAACUAAGUAUUGUACUUGUACAUGUUACAUCUGGGCAAAAGACUCAUAAUCUUAACAUUAUGUCCUCUGUUUUUUUAAAUAUAUUUUAAUCUAGAAUACGAGAGAAAAGAUGAUAAUAAUAAUAGAAAUGUUUAUAAAUAAAUAAAUAUAUUAAAUAAUAGAAAUAUCAUAACUUAUUCUUUGUAUUAAAUUUUAUUAUUAUUUUGUUUUUCCUAAUUAGGUUUGCCAUGCAAAGACAUGCGAGGGCAACAUAAAAUCAGACCACAUGCUUUUUCUGCUGUAGAUGUUGAUCUGAUCAUUCAGCAUAUUCAGUCAUUUAGAGGACGUUCCUCACAUUAUGCAAGAAACAAGACCACCAGAUUGUACCUUUCAGAGGACUUGAACAUUUCUAAAAUGUAUACUAUGUUCAAGGAGAAACACCCGAAUCAAAAAUGCUCAUACGAAAGCUAUCGUGGUAUUUUCAACAGCAAAUUUAACAUUUCAUUUGGGUAUCCAAGGAAAGACACUUGUUCAGUAUGUGACAAAAUAAAGAAAAAAAUGGAAUGGGUAGACAGUCAAGUAGGCCUACCUGUCGAGUCUGAUGGUGAAAACACAUUAUUAAGCCAGAAGAACGAGUUAAAUGUUUCGCUUGAGCUCCACCAGAGGAAAGCUGAAGUGUUCUACCAGAGGAAAAGAGCUGCUCGAUUUGAAGUACAACGCUCAAAUGACUUUGAGGCAAUCUGCUUUGAUUUCCAAAAAAAUGUACCAUGCCCCAACAUUUCAACGCAGGAUGUAUACUACUCCAGACAGCUGUCAUUCUACUCCUUCAACAUCCAUGCCUUUCAUCCCAAAAAGUUUAUUUCUAUUGCUAUGAUGAGACUGUGGGCAAGAAUGGCUCCGAUGACGUGUGCUCAAUGCUCCAUGAUUAUUUCACAGCUGCCACAUGAAGUGAAACAGAUCAAGUUGUUUUGUGAUUCUUGUGCUGGGCAAAACAAAAACAGGACUGUAUUAGGUUUUUUAUAUUAUCUAGUUCAUAAAACAGAGCGAUUUGACAACAUCACAAUGUCAUUUCCAGUUCGAGGACAUUCCUAUAUGGAAUGUGAUAGAGAUAUGGCCAAUGUAAAUCAAAAGUUUCCAGCAGAAACACCAGCAGACUGGAGGAAUGUUUUGCAGACCACACGUACAAAACCAGAGCCAUACAAUGUCAUCAAUAUGACAAGUGACAUGUUUUUGAAAUUCACAGAAUUUCUUAAACCACAUUUUUUGGCAGUAUGUCCUUUCCAGACCCGCUCGCUUAGAGAGAUUCAGAUCUCAAAGGGUCAUCCUCACCUCAUUAUGUACAAGGACAGCUGGAAUGGACCUUUCAGCUCUAUGCCUGUUACUCCCCGACAGGCUAGAGCAUCCGGUCGUGCAGCAAGAGGCAGAAAGCAGACUCAAGCAGCCCAUGUGGCUCAGUUAUGUGAUUAUCCAAGGCAAGCCUACACAGCUCCUCUGCCCCUCUCCAGUGCAAAAUUUAAAGACUUAUCAAAGUUGAAAGAUUUUGUGAGUGAGCGAAAUAAACCGUUCUUCGAGCAACUGCCUCAAGAUGACCUCAGCAGCCAGGAAUCAGACCAAGAGGAAAGAUCAGACUCUGACUCAGAAUCAUCAGAAUCUUAACAGACUGACAGAAGUUCUGUGUUUGCUUGCAUAAGAAAAAGUCUUAAUAAAUAGUGUGUGCUUUGAAUGUCUUUACUAUUUGAAUUAUUUAAGUGUGCAGGAUUGCCAGGGAAAAACAACUGAUGUCCAAAAUGGAUGUCUUGGUUAUAAAUGCAUAUUGUGAAGAUGUAUGUUGGCUCAGUAACUAAAUCAUUACAUCUAUAUAUCAGGGAUUGAAUCCAUUUUCAUUAAAAAAUUCUUUCAAAUAGAAAUCUUUAAAAUCAAAUGCUCCUGAAGUCUUCAAACACAAAAUUUCAUUUAUCUCAAAAAUAGAAAAAGUGGACAACUGUGGGUUUUCCCCUGUAGUCUUCGGUUAUUAUCACUUAGAAAAAUAAUCCGGCUUGAGGACAACAACUCACCUCAGUUGUAUCGUAAUCGCUUGAAUUGUGUAGGAGUGCAUACGGUUUUAAACAAUUUUUAUUAGCUCAUAUUCGAAAAUAGGAACAUAGGGCCCCUGGCUAAAAACAAAAUAUUGUAAAACGAUUGUAAUAAUUUAGAAACCCUUUGUGGCGAUUGCACAAUAUCUCACAAUAGUUUUAUCGCAUUUUGAAAAAUUGUAUGGGACCGCACACGGAAAUUAAUUUUUACUAAGCUCUUAUAAUAAAAAAUAUGAAGUUAUGUACAAUGGCAAAAAACGGAACAUUUUAAAAGUUUUGUAAUGACUCAGUAAAAUGCGCGAUCAUAUGGAAAAAAACUCACCAAAGUUUUGUCGCAAUCGCAUGAAUGAUGUAGUAGCGCACUUGGUGGGAAAAUAUAUGUCUAUAUAGCUAAUAUUAGAAAAAAACGAACAUAGGGUCCUUGGCUCAAAAUGGAAUAUUUUAAAACGGUUGUAAUAGUUUAAAAAGCUUUGCGGGCAUGCUCGCAACAUCUUACCAAAGUUUUAUCGGAACCGGAUAAAUGGCGUAGGAGCGCAUAUGGAAAUUAUUUGUUACAAAGCUCAGAUUAGAAAAAAAAAAUUAAAUUAAGAGCCAACGGCUGAAAAGAGAACAUUUUAUAAGGAUUGUAAUGACUCAGUCAAAAUGCCGGUUAUGUGGACAACAACUGACCAAAGUUUGACGCAAUCGCAUGAAUGGUGUAGGAGUGCAUUGAUGGAUGUAAAGAUGGAUAUAUCUCGAACAGUUACAAAUUUUUUUGUAAUUAUUGUCGUUUAUUUUUUUAAAUAAUUUUAAAACUCAGUUUAUUUUUUUUUUUAAAUGGUAGAAAAUUAAAACUUUGGCUAUAAAUGGUAUGAAACUUAAUUGUAUUAAUUAAUUUAAAAAAUAAAAAUAUGCUGAUAUGAUAAAAAAAACAUUCAACUAUGCGAAUUGCAUAUCUGAAGAAAGUACAUUGUAUAUAUAAUAUCCCUAAAAUUGAUCCUUAAAACUUGUAUUAAUAUUAAUCUUAAAUAAAAAAAUGCGACUAGUAUAAUUUAGUAUACUGCAUUAUUUUCCCUGACAGCAUGCCCAGCUUUGGCAAAGACUGUCAAUAUAACUGCAGGGAUCUCUGUUUGGACAACACUUGUAAUGUAACUAAUUGUAGAAGUGAUAGUGGAUAUAAUCCUGGAUAUUUGAAAGAUAUGUCAGCAGUUAUAAGUGUAAUUCAAAAUAAUUAUAAAAAGCAAAACAAGGCCUUAUUUUAUUUAUAGUUAAUCAAAAAUAUUAACUUAUAUAUAUAUAUACAUAUACAUGUAUAUAUAUAUAUAUAUAUAUAUAUAUAUAUAUAUAUAUAUNAUCAGCAAAUGUCACAUUAUAUAUAUAUGUCGUAUAACCGGAACAAGCUAUGGAGGGAAAAAAAACAUUAGAAUAAAGGCAUUUUGAAAAUUAAAAAAGAAACAGUUCAUUGACUAUUGUUUGCAAAUGAAUUAUCUCUAUGAUUUUUGGUUGUAGAUCGAAAUUUAACAAAUUAUUUAACUGUAUUGAUAGUAAACUUCUCAAAACCCUUUUGAAAUUGCUUUUGAUGAUAUCAACUAUAAUGUAAACAGAUAUGGUUGCCAUUAACAGCAAUUACUUCAUAUUUUAGCCAACUAAGACUGAUCUUUACUGCAUUGACAUUUUAAAAAACAUAAUAAUUAAACUUAAUAUAGAUCUACGAGUAAAAUUAUGACAUUCGUUGUAUGAAAUAAAGAUCUUAGAAAGGAGCAAAUCUGAAAAACUAAAUUACAGAGACGUUUAAAAUAACCUAAACUGUGAAAGUAUGUCAUGUUGCAGUGGCGUAACUAGGGGAUGCGGGUGGGGGGUUAGGCACCGGGUGACAUCAUCUCAUGGAAGGUGCCACCUAAGUGAAAAAGUGAAUAUUUAGAGAGCACUCACGCCUCGGUCUAACCGAUACACAUCAAUUUUACAAACAUGUAACCAAUCUAAAUGUUUUAAAAAGUUAUAAAAAGUUAAAGAUUCGUGCUGAGGUGACCCUAUAAUUAGGUAAGAAAAACACCACUUUGACGAUAAUUCAACGCCGAUUGAAAUGUUCGGUAAAUUCCGAAAGUGACUUGAACCAAUAUUUAUAUAAAUUCUGCAACAUGAAGCUUUCCAUUGAUGCCAAAUACCAUGUGAUUAGGCGAUCAUAAGUACAUGUCACAGUUCUUAAAUACAUUUACCUCCUGACCUUCAAAUAUUGUGGCAUGGUUGUUGUCGUUGUUAUGCUGUGGACUUAUUUUAACAAGUUAAAAUCAAUCAAGGUAGCAUUAGGGAGGGGAGAGUGACACAAUGAGCUUACCGCUCCGGGUGACCCUAUCUUAGCCAAUAACCUGAUGUCUUUUAAAUUUGUUAUUGGACUGACUCUGUUUUAUGUUACUACUUCAAACAGACAAUUAUAGGAAUUACACACACAAAAAUAUGUUAGAAUACAAUAUAUACUUAAUAGAAAGGUUGUUAAAUGACUAGAAAGGUAUCAAUAAAGAAAAACAGACAUGGCGACUGACUCAAAAAAAAUAAAAAAUUACAUUUUUUAAACCUUAAAACGUUUAAACAACUAUUUUAUUAGUGUGUCCGACACUGACAUGGGGAAGCAAGUGUCUAAAGCGCUGCAGUCACCACUGUCUCAACAAAACCUGUAACUUUGUCAAUGGGAUCUGUGACCAUGGAUGUGACGGUGAUUUCAAC
Lymnaea stagnalis (great pond snail) is the source of this 10157-nucleotide messenger RNA. Lineage: Eukaryota; Metazoa; Mollusca; Gastropoda; Lymnaeidae. The record is from the annotation of a GenBank genome assembly.